This is a messenger RNA of Effrenium voratum, 825 nucleotides long. Lineage: Eukaryota; Dinophyceae; Suessiales; Symbiodiniaceae. The record is from the annotation of a GenBank genome assembly.
AUGCCUGUCCUGGCACUGGCGCGGCAGGUGCCGCACUUGGCGCCUCAGCUGCUGCAAAGUAUGCGACGAGCGGAGGUGGCUCCGGACGAGUGGUCCUUCUGCCAUGCCAUGGAGGCCAGCAAUGCGAAGGGCAGCUGGCAGGAAGCCCUGAGCUACCUGCAGGAGAUGCAGGAGAGCUCGGGGCUGAGCUCCGUGGCGCUGAGCGCGGCCAUGGUGGCCUGCCAGCUGGGCGGCACAUCGCCGGAGCUGCCCUGGGCUUUGCUGCAGCAGUCGCGGCAGCAGCGGGUGGAAUUGGAUCAGCGGGCCUGCACCUCAGCCAUCACCGCCUUGGGCGCCGCCAGCUGGUGGCACCGAUCUCUGGAGCUGCUGAAUUCCAUGGAUGGGCCCAGCGUCAUCAGCUGCAAUGCGGCCAUCAACGCCUGCCAGGCAGCCUCCCAGUGGCAACAAGCGAUGGCGGUCUUCUCGCAGAUGGAGCGCGAUGCGCCGGACACCACCAGCUACAAUCUGCUUCUGAGUGCGUUGGCGCGGAGCAGCCUAAGGCCCGAGGCCCAGAAGCUGGUGAAGCAGAUGCAGCGACACCAGAUCACGCCGGACGAAGUGACCUUCAACUGCCUCUCGUCCCUGCUCACGCAGCAAGAGGACCGGGAGGAGUUCCUGGUGGGGCUGAAGGCUGCGGGCGUGAGGCCGGACGUGCGGACUUACAACCCCAUGAUCAGCGCCGCGGAAAGCUGGCAGGAGGCAGUGACCAUCCUGGCUUCCAUGCAAGCGGAUAAGGUGGAGCCUGACAUUAAAAGCUACCUGGGCUUCGGAAACUGCGAAGGUUGA